Messenger RNA from Astrephomene gubernaculifera, 3752 nucleotides. Lineage: Eukaryota; Viridiplantae; Chlorophyta; Chlorophyceae; Chlamydomonadales; Astrephomenaceae. The record is from the annotation of a GenBank genome assembly.
GCUACGGCUGCACCUGCAGAAAGCCAAGGCGUCAGCUGCAGCUGCUUCUGCUGCUGCCACGUCAGCUGGCAGCAACGGCGCAGGCGGCGGCAUGUUGGGACGGCUGUCGUCGUUUGGGUCGGAGGACAGCCUGGUGGAGCUGAUCAGCGCUCUGAAGGGUGCGGAGGUUACUGAAGGCGGCGGUGGCCCCUACGAUGCGGCAAACAGCAAGGGCUCUUCUCCUGCUGCUGCUGCUGCUGGUGUUGUUGUUGUUGGUGGUAGUGGUAGUGGUGUGGCUGCUGCUGGUAGCUCACGCGCCAAGACCCCACCAGUUGUGAGCAUUCCAGCAGCUGCGGAUCGCUCUGAAGCCGUCACUCCCCCACCUGUUGUUGGUGGGCCGCCGCAUAUGAAGUCUCCGGCGGGUGCGGGCCCACCUUCACCGGUUAGCCCGGAGCGGGGCGUCCUCGCCAGCAUGAGCAACCUUAGCGCUGCUGAUCCAGGCGAUAUGGGCGCCCCCGGCAGUGGCAGCGGCAGGCCCACCAGCAGCAGCGGCGUCACUCGAGACAGGGAGAGGGAGAAGGAACACAAGCACUGGCACCAUGACACUCACAUUCCGCUGGAGGGUCGGGCGCUGUUUCUGUUGGGACCGGAGAACAAGCUCCGUCGCAGAGUGUACGAUAUCGUAUGCAGCAGGGCAUUUGAGUACUCUCUGUUUGCGGUGAUCGUGGUCAACUGCGGACUGAUGACGCUAGAAGCGCCCGGUGUGGAUCCGGACUCCACUCUGGGGCGAUUCCUGUUCUGGGGCAACACGGCGUGUACGGUGGUGUUUGCGACGGAGAUGUGCGCCAAGGUGUUUGCGUGGAGCUUUUUUUGGUACAUCAGGGACAUGACAAACCAGGUGGAUCUGCUCGUGGUGAUCGCCGGGCUGUUGGAGAUGGCCCUCACGUCCUCGGGUGUGAAGGUUGUUGCCGCGCUGCGUGUGCUGCGGGCGCUGAAGCCGCUGCGGCUGCUGACCCGUGGGUCUGCCGGCAUGCGGCUGGUGUUCAAGAGCGUGGCCUUGAGCCUGGGCGCUAUGGCACACGUCUCUGUUCUGUGUGUCCUGUUUUUGGCGGUGUUUGCAAUCCUCGGAGUGCAGCUCUUCAGCGGCAAGAUGCACAGUUGUAACGACACGUCUGUUGACCACCGCGAGCAGUGUGUUGGGACCUUCAUACACCCCACCACACACGCCAUGCUGGAGCGGUCGUGGCGCAACGCAUGGCCCAACUUCGAUAACGUGGGCAACGCGCUGCUAGCUUGCUUCGUGGUGGCUUCCCUGAACGGCUACUCAGACCUCAUGCGGGCGGCAAUGAGCGCACGCGGCGGGGACGGACAACAGCCCCGUGACAACUCCAACCCGGGGGCGUUCUUCUGGUUUGUUGCCUUCACAGUCGUGGUUUCCUUCACGCUCCUGAACCUGUACGUGGGAGUCAUCUUCAGUCAGUUCUCACGCAUCCGAAACAUGAGCACCACAGGCUCGGCCUUCCUCACCGCACAACAACAGGAAUGGGUGGAGAUGUGCAAGCAGGUCUUCCGGCUGCGUCCUCCCGACAAGAGCGACCUUCCUCGGGGCCGCAUGCGUGUGAGGGUACGGCGGUUGGUCACCUCCACCGCCUACGAACGCCUCAUGAUGGGCGUGAUUCUGGCUAAUGCAGCAGUGCUGGCUUCCACCUGGUGGGGCCAGUCGCACACAGCAGAUCUGGUGCAGUUUCGCCUGAACACCGCCUUCAUCUUCAUCUACACGUUGGAAGCGGGCAUGAAGCUGUACGGCUGCGGCACGGCGGUCUACCUUCGUGACCCGUGGAACCGCUUCGAUGCCAUUCUGGUUGUGGCUGGGCUUGUAGAUGCGGUACUGGGUUGGGUGGGGUCGACGGGUUGGGGCGGACUGCUGGGGAACAGCGGCGGCGGACUGGGUUUCCUUCGGGUGCUACGGGCGGUGCGGCUGCAGCGCCUUGUGAGGGUCGUUCGACUGGCCCGACAGAGCAAGGGUAUCAAGACGCUCUUCCAAUCGUUGGUCAUGUCGUUGCCCGCUUUCGGGAACGUGGGCGCGCUGAUCGGCUUGCUGCUCUUCAUGUACGCCUACAUUGGCGUGCAGCUGUUCGGCCGGGUUCGAAUCCAGGCCAGCUCCUCCAUCAACAACGCGGCCAACUUCUCCAACUUUGGAUACGCGCUGAGUGUGCUGCUGAGGGUGGCCACGGGGGACAACUGGACGGACAUCAUGUACGGCUGCAUGGUCCAGCCCCCCGACUGUGAUCGUGCCGCCGGGGAUUGCGGCAGCUGGCUGGCGUUGCCGUACUUCCUAACGUACUUUUUGCUCAUCGCCGUCAUCAUGCUCAACCUCUUCACCGCCGUCAUUAUUGAGAAUUUUGAGAAGACGCACGAGCAGGACGCCUGGAGGCUCACUCCGCAGGCCCUCGAGGAGUUUGUGACGUUGUGGUCCGAGUACGAUGAUGGUUCCGGCGCCAUCACCCCUCAGGAGCUAGAGGAGCUGCUGUUGCGAUUGGAGCCACCGCUAGGGCUGGGGCCGCACGCGGACAACAAGGACGUGCUACGGUUCGUGUACGAGCUAGACAUUCCGUUGGUGGACGGCAGAGUGCCCUUCCACAAGACCGCCUUUGAGCUCGUACGGCGGAUCAGUCAGGCCGAAAUCCCCGAGGGGCAGCUCAAGGACCAAAUGGAGGCGCUCGUGGAGGCUUUCUUCCGAGACCUCGAGCUCGCGCAGCAGCAGGACGCUCAGAUGCGCUUCUCCGUCGCUGUCAGUGUGCUGCUCAUUCAGCGCCGCUGGCGAUCCCGCAUGCGCGCCAACCGUCUGCGCAAGAAGCGAGAGUGGCGCGAGGCACGGCGUGGGGCGCCCAUCUAUUCGGAACUGGCGACGGCGGCGGCUGCGAGCAAUGUGGCGGCGGCGUGGAGGGGUACCCGGACGGCGGCGGUGGAUGCCGUGGAGGCGUCGAGGCGACAGGCGGCGGCGCGGGAAGCAGCCUGGGCUGAAGCUCGGCGCUUCGCUAGCAUGAAGCGACAGAAGACAGCAGACUUCAGCCUGAGACCCUCUGCCACAUCCAUCCAAGCCACAGCGGCGGCCAUAACGCCUGCAGCAGGGCCUGCAAGGCCCCUGCCGCCAUCAACUGCGACGACGAUGACGGCCGCGGCAAUGGCGCUGCGAUGGCGCUUCAACCCGGACAUCACGCCGCCGGCGGUGAUGGCGGCGCUUGCUGCCGCCACCGCCGCCAACAAAACCGCCAGCGCCGCCGCCACAGCAGCGCAGCAACAGCAACAACAGCAGUCCAGAAGCAAUGACGUAAGCCUGUACGGCCGAUUGCGGCGCGCAUUAACAAUGCGGGGUGGACUCCGGGACAGUGUCGACGGCGGCGGCGUUCUUAGCGGCAGCGGCGCCGCCGCCGCGGCGGCCAAGAAGACAAUGGAAACCGAGGUUGACGAUGAAGCUGAGAUGCCAUCGCAGCAGCAGCAGCAGCAGCAGCAGCAGCAGCAGCAGCAGCAGCGUGCUGGCUCGGUGGCCAUCCCCGGCGGCGGUGCGUUGGCGCUAGUACGACGACUGUUGCCGAUGCCACAGAACAGCCGGUUCACGGGAAGCACUGCACGCGGCCCGUUGAACGCUGGAAGCCAGAAUAAGCGUGGGGCCUUCAAAGGUAAGGACAAUGAAGGGGAGGCACUAUCGCUGCAGAGCGCGUGGCUACCUGGAACAGCCGGGACAGCGGAUCGGGGAGCCGCGCAGAGACGAG